ACUGCGUGCCUCGUCUUUGCACGGUGAAACGUAACGGGCACUACGUGAGCGCGCUUGCUGGUUGCACGGGCGCAGGUGCUCUCUCCUGAAGGGACUCCCAAAGAUGUCUACUCAAGGCCAUACCUGGGCCCGACAGGUGAAGGAGGGUGAAGAAGAGGACCCACUGGACCAGAUGAUCUCCCGCUCUGGCUGUGCUGCUUCCCACUAUGCAGUGCAGGAGUGUAUGGCUAAGCACCAGGACUGGCGACAGUGCCAGCCACAGGUGCAGGCCUUCAGGGACUGUAUGAGUGAACAGCAGGCAAGGCGUCGGGAGGAGCUACAGAGGAGGAAAGAGCAAGGCAGUGCCCACAGCUGAGACCCCAACCACUUACCUCAGAGGAUGGCCUGAAGAAACCAGCACCCAGAGAGAUCAUGGGAGGAAGAAAUCCUAAACUGGAACUGUGGGCCAAGAGGUAUAAAACUUGGGGAUAGUCUUUUGGGACUGAGGUUGAGAGCCAGGCAGCCAUGGGUUUGGACAUGACUGCCAUAAAGAGCUGUUGUAUUUUCAUGGAGAGAUCCCACACAUCCUCACCCAUCUUAUUCCACAAAUGUGAAAUACUGAUCAACAUUUGCUAUGUAAAACAAAGUGGGGUUGAGAGAUGCUCUGUUACCCUACGUCUUGGGUCAGUGUGCCAAGUACUGAGCUGAAUACAUGGACAUUGAAUUUUAAAAGUAUAUUUACAAUCUAAAGGUAAAUUGGCUACCUAAUCAGGUGUUCAUUUAUUCAGUCUUUGGUUCAACAACAAGUUUUGUGAGAACUCAUGUUCUAGGCACUGUUGGAAGCUGAUGUGAUGAAUAAUAUCUCUGUCUUCAUAUUGCUUAGUCUAGUUUGAGAGACAGAAAUAAAACAACACUGGAACAACUAAUUCCUGACAGUGAUAUAAAUGACUUUAUCUUUC
Molecule: messenger RNA, 938 nt
Organism: Hipposideros armiger (great roundleaf bat)
Lineage: Eukaryota; Metazoa; Chordata; Mammalia; Chiroptera; Hipposideridae
Gene: COA4
Product: cytochrome c oxidase assembly factor 4 homolog
Exons: 2
Coding region: 104-355 (83 amino acids)
Biological process (GO): mitochondrial respiratory chain complex IV assembly
Cellular component (GO): mitochondrial intermembrane space
Source: RefSeq, a predicted model, not a curated record